AUGUCUCAGCACCUGGUGCGACACCAGGGCACGUCCCAGACAGAAAUCGAACCCGGGCGGGCGGCUCCACGACGGGAGCGCUUAUCAUCGCGCUACCAGCGCGAGGCAGAAUUCUCCAAUCUGGUUGCAUUCCCUUGUUGCCACGACUACCGCAGGAUCCUGGUGAACCGGCAGUCGGCGCAGCGGUCACGCGUGCGCAAGCUGCAGUACAUGUCGGAGCUGGAGCGCAGCGUCACGUCUCUUCAGACGGAGGUGUCGGCGUUGUCCCCGCGCGUUGCCUUCCUCGACCACCAGCGCUCGCUGCUGACGCUGGCAUCAAGCAGCGGAUCACCGCGCUCGCGCAGGACAAGAUCUUCAAAGAUGCUGACCGCCAUUGCCGCUCCCCCUCGUCCCCCCGAUAGCAAUACAUCGCCGGUCACCAUCGGAAUUCAAUUCAGCGCUGCAUGCAUGCAGAAUUGCCAUGACGAUGGUGUCCCGAACCUCUCGCUACAAGUAUCUGACCCGGUCUGAACUCUCCCUCCCUCUCUCCCUCUGUGUUUGUGCAGCUCAUCAGGAGGCGUUGAAGAAGGAGAUCAAGAGGCUGAGGCAAAUCUACCACCAGCAGAGCUGAAGAACGCCUAGUUGUCCCCGGCGCCCGACGCGGCCCCGAUCCGCAGCGACAAGGACCUGAUCGCCAGCAAGGGGGCCGCGGAGCCCGCGCCAUGCCCGCCCUUGUGAUGAGGCCGGAGACCAUCCAUCUCU
Molecule: messenger RNA, 741 nt
Organism: Panicum virgatum (switchgrass)
Lineage: Eukaryota; Viridiplantae; Streptophyta; Magnoliopsida; Poales; Poaceae
Product: transcription factor RF2a-like
Exons: 2
Coding region: 1-510 (169 amino acids)
Biological process (GO): positive regulation of DNA-templated transcription
Cellular component (GO): nucleus
Molecular function (GO): DNA binding; DNA-binding transcription factor activity
Source: RefSeq, a predicted model, not a curated record